AUGGAUUUAGAUUUCGAUGAUCAACCCUCGGAUCUUGCUGCACCAGCAGCUAGAGCUGGUGCAAGGUUUAAACCAAAAGGUAGGCCACAACCUAAGAAGAAACAAGUCUCUCUUUCAACAUCCAAAACAACAAUCUCUACCGAUCUUCCCAAGGAAAAAUUCUCAACACAAAGCGAAAAUCCGGUUUCUCUAGACGGAUCAUCGGCUUAUCCCAGCAAGGAUUCAACUUCUGAGACUAUUGUGCCUGAGAGUGGAACCAUUAACGAAUCUACAUCUGUAGCAUUAUCUGAAGAGAAUGCAGAUGUAUUCUCAAGAGGGGUUAAUUGGAAACCAUCGAUUCUUCGUGCUUCUACUAAUGUGGUUUUGGAGAGAAAAAGAUGUGAUGAUGACAUAGAGGCGUCACCUGAACUUCAUGAUGAUCCUAAAACACAAGAAUCUGCAGUUGAAGAUUUUGUUACUCCUGCAACAGAUGAAAAUAUUCAUGCUCAAACCGAAAGGAUGCAACCUGCGGAAGAAGAGUGUCAUUUAGACAUGGAAACUCUUGAUAUUGUACAGGAGGAAGGCAUGACCAGUGCAUAUGAGCAACCUAUUGGAAAGUUCCAACCAAAGCCGAGAUUGCUCGACCCUGUGAUUGAAGAACCCGAGUCUCAUUACUAUGUUGAUGAUACUGGUCAUUUUACAAUGGGUACUAGUGACUCUGAGCCUAUGGUCGAUGUGGAAUCAAGAAACGAUUUCAAUACGAAUACUACAUUUUCUGGAGAGAUUCAAGAAGAAGGACUUAAUAUUCCUGAAGUCCCCAGAGAAACAGUUCCCGAGAUGGAGGCACAAAGUGCUUAUGGUGGAUGGGAACAUGAAGAACAGGGUACUAACAAUCCAGUUACAGGAGACAAAGAAAAUGGUGUGGGGGAUACAGUAGAAGCAGAACAAUCUGGAACAAAAGGUAAAGGUAAAAAGGGUAAAUCAAAGAGAGGUACUACUCGAAAGAGGAAAACCACCAGUGAAGAGGAACCUAAUAAGUCUAGCGAAGAUCCGGAGAAGAAGAAGUUCAAGCAUUCAAGUCGUCGACAGAAGAGAACAUUGGACAAGGAAUUGCUUGAAACCCCCGAUGAGGAAAUCAGAUUUCUGCCUAUCAAACAAAUGCUUCGCCUUGUUGAAUAUAAAGAAUGGUUGGAGAAAAAAGAAGCAAAGGGAGCCGCUGCUGUGCCACCGACCCAAGAAAGUAAUACGAACACAUCGGAUAACCAGUAUUAUUCUCAAGAUUUUGGCGCAGAAGAUGAAUUUGCAAUGGAGGAAGGCGAAAAUCAAGAAGCUAACGUAGUUAAACCAGACUCACCGGUUAACUAUCAAACAUACAUGAAAAAGACUCCAAGAACUCGAUGGUCAAAACAAGAUACAGAACUCUUCUAUGAGAUCGCGUCAACAGAUCAAGCUCAAAUUCAAAUUAGAAGAACGCCGGGAGCCAUUGAAGCUUAA
This is a messenger RNA of Arabis nemorensis, 1473 nucleotides long. The record is from the annotation of a GenBank genome assembly. Lineage: Eukaryota; Viridiplantae; Streptophyta; Magnoliopsida; Brassicales; Brassicaceae.